This is a messenger RNA of Mesocricetus auratus (golden hamster), 2295 nucleotides long. RefSeq names its product ELAV like RNA binding protein 3 (gene Elavl3). Lineage: Eukaryota; Metazoa; Chordata; Mammalia; Rodentia; Cricetidae. Gene Ontology annotation, molecular function: RNA binding. The record is from RefSeq and is a predicted model, not a curated record. Gene Ontology annotation, cellular component: ribonucleoprotein complex. Bases 116 to 1705 code for a protein of 529 amino acids. The transcript is spliced from 7 exons.
AUCUGAGUCCUCAGCAAAUUCAUUCUCGGCAGGCAGAGUCCAGCCGGCGCGCACUCGCUUCCACCUGCCGCGCCGUCGGGAGCCGGGAGGAGGCGGGGACCCGCCGUCUCAGCCAAUGAGCGACGCUGGCGCUGGCAGCUGCCGCUAUAAAGGGCUGGGGGCGGCGGCGGUGCGACCCAGAGCGCGGAGCGCGCAGCGCGGGCCGGAGGGUGGGAGGGAGGGCGGGCGAGGAAGAGGAGAGGACCCGACACCCGGCAUCCGGCACCUGAGGGCCCACCGCAGAAGGCAGAGCUGCCGAGAUUUUGGUCGGGAAGGGCGACCUCUCCGGGCCCCGCGGGGCCGCGCUCUGGGCGUCCUGCACCGCGCGCCCGCUCCCUCCAUCCACCAGCCGCCGGGGACCCGGCCGUCGGCGCGCGCAUCCCCAGGCUCGGGUCCGUUCCCGGCCCUCGAGGGCGCCGCCGCCUCCAUCACCGCCUCUGCAGCGUCCGCAGCGGCCGACGUCCGGGCGGGACACCGGCGUGAGCACCGGGCGCCCCCCCCAGGAGUGCACGACCCCCCGGAACCGCCCUCGAUACGGACCGCGCCCGCCGGGCACACAAGAAUGGUCACUCAGAUACUGGGGGCCAUGGAGUCUCAGGUUGGGGGGGGGCCGGCCGGCCCGGCCCUGCCCAACGGGCCACUCCUUGGGACAAACGGAGCCACUGAUGACAGCAAGACCAACCUCAUCGUCAACUACCUACCCCAGAACAUGACACAGGACGAGUUCAAGAGUCUCUUCGGCAGCAUUGGCGACAUCGAGUCCUGCAAGUUGGUUCGGGAUAAGAUCACAGGGCAGAGCCUGGGCUAUGGGUUUGUGAACUAUUCUGACCCCAAUGAUGCAGACAAAGCCAUCAACACCCUCAACGGCCUCAAAUUGCAGACAAAGACCAUCAAGGUGUCCUAUGCGCGCCCCAGCUCUGCCUCUAUUCGGGAUGCUAACCUCUACGUCAGCGGCCUCCCCAAGACCAUGAGCCAGAAGGAGAUGGAACAACUCUUCUCCCAGUACGGCCGCAUCAUCACUUCUAGAAUCCUGCUGGACCAGGCCACAGGUGUCUCUCGGGGUGUGGGAUUCAUCCGCUUUGACAAGAGGAUCGAGGCGGAGGAGGCCAUCAAGGGACUGAAUGGACAGAAACCACUGGGUGCAGCUGAACCAAUCACGGUCAAAUUCGCAAACAACCCAAGUCAGAAGACGGGACAGGCCCUGCUCACCCACCUGUACCAGUCCUCUGCCCGGCGCUACGCGGGUCCCCUACAUCAUCAGACACAGCGCUUCCGGCUGGACAAUUUGCUCAACAUGGCCUAUGGAGUCAAAAGUCCCCUGUCGCUCAUCGCCAGGUUCUCCCCAAUCGCCAUCGAUGGCAUGAGUGGCCUGGCAGGCGUGGGCUUGUCCGGAGGCGCUGCAGGCGCUGGCUGGUGCAUCUUCGUGUACAACCUGUCCCCGGAAGCUGAUGAGAGCGUGCUGUGGCAGCUUUUCGGACCCUUUGGGGCGGUCACCAACGUCAAGGUCAUCCGAGAUUUCACCACCAACAAGUGCAAGGGUUUCGGCUUUGUCACCAUGACCAACUACGACGAGGCAGCCAUGGCCAUCGCCAGCCUGAACGGCUAUCGCCUGGGCGAGCGCGUGCUGCAGGUGUCCUUCAAGACCAGCAAGCAGCACAAAGCCUGAGCGUUCACCGCCCUCCCUCCCGGGCAGCAGAGAGAGAGAGAGAGAGAGGGAGAGAGAGAGAGAGAGAGAAAGAGAGAGGGAGAGAGAGAGAGAGGGAGAAAGAGAGAGAGAGAGAAAGCGUGAUCGCAAGAGCAGGAAGACCCACACGCCUGCAAAAACCACCACAGGGUGAGCAUUGGGAUGGGGAGGGGCCUGCAGGGAAUAGAGGGGAAGGGGUCCCCCACCUUGUCCUCCCUGCUUCCCCCACCAGCUGGGGCUUGUUCACUCUCUCGUCUUGGUUUGGUUCAUGGUGAUGGCUUUUGUUUCUUUUUUCGGCUAAAACAAAAAGAAGAAAGCAGAGAGGAGACCCCCCCAUCCCUCCUCACCCUCACCACCCUGCAUGGGAUGGCUUAGGGGACACUGCAGUGCCCACCCAGGCCUCCCUUGCCCAGGCCUGUCCUAUCCCGAGAGAAAGGGGAGGGAACAGGUUUAAAAAUCCCCACAACAGCAAAAAACAUGAAAGAGGGGUGUGGGUAUCCCCAUCCCCUGCCCCAGUCCCUGGGCAGAAAACAGGGAGCAGGAUUGGGGCAGGGCAGGAAGCAGAAACAAAA